AUGCUUGUCGAGACGUCUUUAAUUCAAUCCGAUGGGGUGCUUCACGACCCGGCCCUCCACGCCCCGAUGAAUAUGGCGGCGGGGGCGGCGGUGAUGCCGCACAGCACCGCCCACGCCCCAAAGCACGUCCCCCACCUCGCCUCACCGUCACCCAUCGACUUCCUUACACACGACGUCGAUGAACUGCCGCCCCUGCACGAGCACACCACCAGCGUGAAUCGCAGCUAUUCCGAUUUGCACCAGUGCAAGUUCUUGGCCUACGCCUUUGGCCUCUGUGCGCUGCGCACGGCCCUGCAGCAGCCCAUGAACGUCGCCCUUGCCCGCAAGCAGACGAGCGCGGCGGCGAAUCGAAAAUCAACGUGGGCCGUCCUGCGGCAUCUUUACGCGCAUGAAGGUCGAUGGCGAGGCGUGGCGCAGGGCAUGACCGCCCUCUCCAUCGGCUGCGCAUUGAGCGAAGUCAUCUAUCUCGGCAUCUUUGAGUGGGGUCGCGAGCAGCUGCCUGUGGAAAGCAGCGUGACGCGUGACGCGGUGUCCGGCUACGUGGCGGACGGCGCCUGUCGCACGGUGCACAUCCCUCUCAGCAUCAUCGCGUUUCGCCAGAUGACCGCCGCGCCGGCUCGCCGGUUAAGCGCGUGGCGCACGUUAGAGCGGAUGUACGCCGAGCAAGGCCUUCGCACUGUCUUCGCCGGCUUCGGCACGACGCUCGUGGUGGGGUGCCAGUGGACCGCACUGUGGUGGACGCUCUACGGGCAAAUGAAGGAUGAACUCUACCGCACCGUCGGGCCGCGUCUACGGCAGCUCGGUGAGCCGCCUGCUGCAUCGGCACCGGCCGGCACAGGGGGGAAGGAGGGGCUUCAUAGAAGUAGCGGUAAACACGGCGACGCCGCCACGCGCCGCUCCAGCUGGCGGCUGCCGGAGUGGUGCACGUCCAAGGAGGACAACAUGAUUUUGAACUCCGUGGCCUCUGUCGCCGCGAGUGCGUCCACCGCGGUGCUCUUCAAUCCAUACUUAGUGAUCCGCACGAACUUGCAGGUGACCCCCGGUGCCACGCUGUGGUCCGCCACGCGCCGGCUCUACCGCACAAGGGGUUUUAGAGGCUUCUACAGCGGUCUGCUGUUGAGCGUGAACGCCUGUGUGGUGGAUGGGGCGUUGGCCUCCACGAGCUACGAGUAUGCGAAGCUCUGGUCGGACCGCACGCGUGGCGGGUAG
Molecule: messenger RNA, 1209 nt
Organism: Leptomonas pyrrhocoris
Lineage: Eukaryota; Euglenozoa; Kinetoplastea; Trypanosomatida; Trypanosomatidae
Product: putative mitochondrial carrier protein
Exons: 1
Coding region: 1-1209 (402 amino acids)
Source: RefSeq, a predicted model, not a curated record